This is a messenger RNA of Penicillium bovifimosum, 1299 nucleotides long. It is a transcript of the gene utr2, whose product is annotated as putative cell wall glucanase (Utr2). Bases 1 to 1299 code for a protein of 432 amino acids. The record is from RefSeq and is a predicted model, not a curated record. Lineage: Eukaryota; Fungi; Ascomycota; Eurotiomycetes; Eurotiales; Aspergillaceae. The transcript is spliced from 4 exons. Gene Ontology annotation, biological process: fungal-type cell wall organization; carbohydrate metabolic process. Gene Ontology annotation, cellular component: fungal-type cell wall. Gene Ontology annotation, molecular function: hydrolase activity, hydrolyzing O-glycosyl compounds; glycosyltransferase activity.
AUGGUUCGCCUUUCCACUCCUCUCGUCCUGGCCUCGCUGUCAGCGGCUGUCUUCGCUGCCCAAUCUUGCAGUUCCAGCAAGCAGUGCACCGACGAGAAAUACCCCUGCUGCUCCCAAUAUGGUGAGUGCGGUACUGGCGCUUACUGCCUCGGAGGUUGCGACCCUCUCGCUUCUUUCUCUCUCGACUCUUGCGCCCCUAUGCCCAUGUGCCGGAGCAAGACCUACAACUGGGACAACCUCGACAACUCCAUCACCCAGGACAAGUACCUCGGUAACUCUAGCUCCGCCGAUUGGACCUACAGCGGAAAGGUCAAGACCGAGGAUGGCAACCUGAUCAUGACCAUGCCCGCUAAGAGCGUCGGUGUUCUUUUCGCCAACAACCACUACAUCUGGUACGGCAAGGUUUCCGGCAAGAUCAAGAGCUCCCGCGGCAAGGGUGUCGUCACUGCUUUCAUUCUUUUGUCCGAUGUUAAGGACGAGAUCGACUACGAGUUUGUCGGUGCCGACUUGACCGCCGUUCAGACUAACUACUACUGGCAGGGUGUGCUCGACUGGCGCAACGGUGGUAACAUCUCCGUCGAAGGCGAGGAUACCUACAGCGACUGGCACACUUACGAGAUCGACUGGACCCCCGAGAAGGUUGAUUGGAUUGUCGACGGCGCCGUCCAGCGCACUCUCAAGAAGGCCGAUACCUACAACGCUACCUCCAAGCAGUACCAGUUCCCCCAGACUCCUUCCCGUCUGCAGAUGUCGCUCUGGCCCGCCGGCCAGCCCAGCAACGCCCAGGGCACAAUCGACUGGGCCGGUGGUGUCAUUGACUGGAACAGCGAGGACAUCCAGAAGUACGGCUACGACUUCGCUACCGUCGGCGAGAAGUCUGGCGACAACUCGUACAUCUACACCAACUCCAAGGCCAUGGAGAGUGAUAUCGAGAUCUCCAACAAGACCACCGUUUUGGGCUCCCUCGGCGCCACUGGUCUUGACAUGGAUCUCGGUGCCGACAAGGGCGACUCUACCAGCACCGGCGGUUCGUCCACUGGCACCGCCUUCAGCGGCAUCCCUACCGGCAAGGGUGGUUCCGGUGUCAUCCCCGGCAACAACGGCAGCGGCCACUCCUCCGACGACUCCAGCUCCGGCUCUGACUCUGGCACUUCCACCACCAACCCCGGCGAGACAUCCACCACUGGCUUUUCCCAGCCAUCCCCCAGCGAGGGCGGUGCAGCCGGUAAGAACGAGCGUGUCCUCCGUGGCUCGCUCUUCGGUGUUCUGGUGGCUAUUGUGGUCCUUGUGACGCUGUAA